AGGAUGAGCUAAAAGGAGAUUUUCAGAAGCAGAAAUCAGUUAGCAUACCAGAAAACAUAAGAGAUCUACAUAGGAAAAUAUUGGAUUCAUGGAAGAAAGCAGUCUUUUUUGAAACCUCCUCAUAUGGAAACAUGAAAGAAUUUUUUUUAUCCAAUCAAGUUGUGGUUGUGGUUGGGCCUCCUGGGUCUGGAAAAACCGCUUUGAUCCGCCACAUCGCUUUACAGCUGGAGUCCGAGUAUCAGAUUGUUCCAAUCUCCAAACCUGAGGAAAUUAUCAACUACGGCGAUUUAAACAGACCACAAAUAUUUGUCAUAGAUGAUGUAUUAGGUGUUUUUACCUUAGAAAGAAAUUUGUUGUCAGAUUUAGAAAGACAUAGUAAACAAAUUGAAGAUGUUCUUAAUAGAAAAUCAAAAUUUCUCAUGUCCUGUAGAUUGGCAGUAUACAAUGAGGCAAAGGUAUUAGAUGUAGUGUUUCUUGAAAUUGAUAAAAUCCUUAAUUUGAAUGAAAAGAAUGUUCUUACUUCUGAAGAUCAAAAAGGUAUAUUUGAAUCUCAUAUGAACAAUGCAAGGAUUUCAUGUGAAAUAGAUUUAAAACUUUUGCACAGAAAGGACGUCUUCAUGUUUCCACUUCUUUGUCAAAUGUUCAGCAGUGACGAAAACGUCAGGAAAUACGGUAAACAGUUUUUUACCCGUCCUUCCGAGUGUUGGCAAUCAGAAAUAAAUAAGAUUCAGAAGAGAAAUAAAAUACAAUAUUUAUCAAUUGUUCUCUGCAUGCUAAACAAUAAUUGCCUAUCUGAAGAAAUGCUUAGUAAAAGCAAAAUGUUCCAAGAAGUAUGCAGAGCUUGCAAAGUUAAGGAAAACACUGAAAAUUGGGAAAUAUUCAAGGAAUUGUCACACUUAAUAGACACCUACAUUACAAAAGAUGAUGAAAAAUAUACAUUUAUCCAUGAUUCAAUAUUUGAAGUUGUUGCAUAUCAAUAUGGACAGCAAUUUCCUGAUCAAAUUUUGGACUAUAUGAACAGUAAUUUUAUUGCAAACAAAGUUGUUUUGGACACCAAAGAAAAUACAUGUAAUGACGCAAAAUGCAUAAGAUUGAAUAAGUUUCAAUAUGAAAAACUUGCAAAAAGAUUGUAUGCUGAUGUUAAGGCUGGAAAGCUACACGACGUUUUUUUAAAUAAAGCAUUGAGGGACUGUGUCUUUAAACAAAAGUUCAUGGACAUUUUGAAAGGAGUGCCAUGUAAAGAUGUCAAAAGAGAAUUUUUAUUACCUAGAAAAGAAAGUUUCGAUAAUGUAGUUUUUGACUCACAGAAAGAAAGUGAAAAACAAAUCGACGAAACAAAAGGACAGAGAGAGUCUGAAAGACAAAAUCUUCUGCUCGGUCUAAAAUGCAUUGACCAAAAGAAAAUCUAUGAAAUACGUGCUCUUAGUUUCAUAAUCUAUUACGGGCACCUCGAUUUGCUUAAUUAUUUUAUAAAAUUGGUGAAAAAAUGUCAGACAUUAGAUAUCAUUUUUGGAACUACACCCGAAGAACAUGUAAGACUUCUUGUAUUGGCGUGUUUCAAUGGAAAUUUAGAUAUGGUGAAAAUUAUGGUGGAAUAUAUUGGAAAGGAAAAUAUCAAUUCAAUGCCUGUAGGAGAUAUCAAACCAUCGCACAAUAAACAUCGAUACAUUACUCCAGUGAUUGCUGCUUGCUUGAGAGAGAAAUAUGACGUUGUAAAAUACUUAGUUGAUAAUGGAGCAGAUUUAAAUCCUCAAAAAAGUUAUUAUCCUGCUUUAUGGACACCAGCUAGAACCGGGGAUCUCAGAAAAGUAAUGGAGUUACUCAAAUUUGGUGCUGAUUGUAACAAAUGCAGUGGAAGGGAGAUUUCUCCUUUGUAUAUGGCAUCAAGAUUCGGUCAUUUGGAAGUCGUUAAAAAACUCAUUGAGCAUGGUGCCGACAUUAACAAAUGUGAUAUAAAAGGUUGGUCAUCCUUGCAUAUAGCAUCGCUAUAUGGUCAUUCAUUUGUUUUAGAAACAUUAAUCCAUAAGGGUGCUGAGUGCGAUCGAUGCGAUAAAAAUAAAGUAACUCCUUUACAUAGAGCGUCUUUAGAAGGUCAUGUUCCUGUUGUAGAAAUUUUAUUGAAAAAUGGUGCCGACAGCAACAAGUGUGAAAUUCAUGGUUCAUCGUCUUUGCAUCUAGCUUCAUUAAAUGGUCAUUUGUCUGUUGUAGAGACAUUACUACUGCACGGUGCUGAGUGUGAUAGAUGCGAUGAAGAAAAUCUAACACCCCUACAUUUUGCUUCAUUUAGAGGAUUUGUUCUUGUUGUAGAAAAAUUAGUAGAACAUGGUGCUGACGUCAACAAGUGUAACAAUAAUGGUCGGUCUUCUCUGCAUUUAGCUUCACAAAAUGGUCAAUUGUCAGUCGUAGAAAAAUUAAUUUCCCACGGUGCUAAAUGUGGCCAGUGCGAUAUAAAUAAAUCAACUCCUUUGCAUUUUGCAUCCGAGGAAGGCCAUCUUCCUGUUGUAGAAAAACUGAUUGAACAUUGUGCUGAUGUCAAAGUAUGUAACAUUCACGGUCAGUCUUCUCUGCAUUUAGCAUCAAAACGUGGUCAUUUGCAUGUAGUAAAAACAUUAAUUAGACACGGUGCUAAAUGUGACCAAUACGAUAUAAAUAAAUCAACGCCUUUGCAUUUUGCAUCCGAGGAAGGCCAUCUUCAUGUUGUAGAAAAACUGAUUGCACAUUGUGCUGAUGUCAAAGUGUGUAAUAUUCACGGUCAGUCGCCUCUGCAUUUAGCAUCAAAACGUGGUCAGUUGCAUGUAGUAGAAACAUUAAUUCGACAUGGUGCUGAAUGUGAUCAAUGCGAUAACAAUAAUUUAACUCCUCUACAUAAAGCGUGUUUUGGGGGUCAUUCUCUCGUGGUAGAAAAAAUUAUUGAAAGUGGAGUCGACAUCAACAAGAGUGAUAAUAAAGGUUCAUCACCUCUUCUUUUAGCCAUAUGGGAGGGCCAUCUUCCAGUUGUAGAAAAGCUUAUUGAACUCGGUGCAGACAUCAACACCUGUUAUAUAAAUCGUUGGACACCUCUCCUUUUAGCAUCAUGGGAAGGCCAUGAUUUAAUUGUAGAAAAAUUACUGGGAAGCGAUGCGGAUGUCAACAAGUGUAAUAAUUAUGGUUGGUCACCCCUACUUUUAUCGUCAUGGAAAGGUCAUUUAUCAGUUGUAGACAUACUUAUAAUGCACGGUGCCGACAUCAACAACGUCUACAUCAAUGGUUGGUCACCUCUAUCUUUAGCGUCUUGGGAAGGCCAUCUUUCAGUUGUAGAAAAACUCAUUGAGCAAGGAGCUGACAUCAACAAAUGUGAUGUCAAUAGUAAGUCAUCAAAGAAUUCAAAGAAUAAUCAGACAGCUGUUGUUGAAACAAAUAUUAAAGAACCUUCAAUGAGCCAUGCUCCGAUUGUAGAAAUAAUGAGUGAAAGCGGUACCGACAUUAACCAGUGUGAUUAUAAUGGUUCAUCACCUUUACUUUUAGCGAUAUGGAAAGGGCAUCUGUCAGUUGUGGAAAAGCUUGUUGAACAGGGUGCAAACAUAAAUAGGUGUUAUAAAAAUGGUUGGUCACCUUUACUUUUGUCGUCAUGGAAAGGCCAAUUUCAAGUUGUAGAAAAACUGUUGAUGCAUGGUGCUGACAGCAAUAACUGUUAUAUUAAUGGCUGGUCUCCUUUAUCUUUAGCAUCGUGGGAGGGUCAUCUCUCGGUUGUAGAAAAACUUAUUGAGUAAGGUGCUGAUGUGAACAAAUGUGAUGCUAAUGGUCAGUUACCUCUGCAUUUAGCGGCAAAGAAUUGUCAUUUUUCUGUGGUGAAAACAUAGACUCUGCAUUUGUUUGAUAAACUUAACUGAUAAAAAAAAAACAAAGAAAACAUCUUUAGAAAAUGGAUUCGAACUUAUGAUUAUUUACAACAAGAUUGCAAAUCAAUUGUAAGAGACUAGUCUUUCGGUAUUUCCUUAUCUUCAUCAAGUAACCAUAGUCGAGUUUUCAUGAAGAACGCGAUUUUAAAAUCACUUACCGGGUAAAGCUUGCACAUAUAAUCAUAGCGUGUCACUUUUAAGAUUAUAAAAUUGUAAAUAAAUGGCUUGCUGCAAAACGUUUUCGUAGGAAUAAUAGGUGAGGACAACAUGGUUCUUUAUAAUGAAGAGAAAGAAAUUGUCAUGAACUCACUAGCAUAUGAUUACUCUUCAGAAAUUUAACAACCUCAAAGGAAGAGAUGGGAAUUAAUGUUUAUUUAUUUUGUUUUGUUGUUUUGAAGUUACAAUGUACGAUGACUUUUCCAAAACAUUCGCAAACAAGGGCAUGUUUAAGAAAAAUCUCAAAUGUUUGUUUUUUUUCAAUUUAAUGAGAGUCUUGUUUAAAUAUUUUUUCUUCUUCUAUUAAUACUUGAGUAAUUUUUUUUCGUAUGUUCUAUGAUAAAAAAUUUGGUUUUACCAUUUUUAUUUAAUUUUGCUUUUUCUUGUAUGUGUCCGUAUUGCUAUGUUCUUUUUAUUAUUGUUUUUUUUGUUUUGUUUAAUUACUAUCUUGUACAUUAAUUUUAGAGUAAAUUUAUUGUUGAGCGCCUUUUUUUCAUUAUAUUACAGGGAGCUCUACAAAUGUUUUAUUUAUCAUUAUUUAGUACAUAGUCAAUUUCAUACAACAACUUGGAUUAUAUAAGUGUCUUGAUACAAAGACUGAAUAUAUAUACUAUCGGAUUCAAUGGUCUUGAGUCUAUUGCAGUCAUAAUACAGUGGCUGAGAUAAUAUAGGUGUCUUAAUUAAACAAUUUCAACUAUUGAUGUCUUGAUGUAGCGGUUAAGAAAAACAUAUGUAACGACACUUUUCCUAGGAAUAUUAGAAGUAUAUGCCAUGAAGCAUGUAUUUUUUUUAAUACUUAAUGAAAUUCAACUGACUGAGUAAUAUAAUAUUUAUUGUUUUUUAUUUGCUUUUUAAUAUUGGAAAUAUAAUUGUAUCUAGAUUUUUAUACUGUUGAAAGGAAAUGUCUUUUUAUAUAAAUAUACUCGAAUUUA
This is a messenger RNA of Saccostrea cuccullata (small rock oyster), 5026 nucleotides long. RefSeq names its product ankyrin-1-like. The transcript has 2 exons. The coding region runs from base 132 to 3749 and encodes 1205 amino acids. Gene Ontology annotation, molecular function: protein binding. The record is from RefSeq and is a predicted model, not a curated record. NCBI's taxonomy places the organism in Eukaryota, Metazoa, Mollusca, Bivalvia, Ostreida, Ostreidae.